Molecule: messenger RNA, 5085 nt
Organism: Drosophila persimilis
Lineage: Eukaryota; Metazoa; Arthropoda; Insecta; Diptera; Drosophilidae
Exons: 2
Coding region: 21-4838 (1605 amino acids)
Source: RefSeq, a predicted model, not a curated record
CGCCUCCGCAACCUCAUCAGAUGCCUCCAGCCUAUCCUCCUUUUGGGCAAGCGCCGGCUACCCAAGCGCCAUAUGGAUAUCCCAACAUCAACAUCAACAUGCAUCCGAGUUCGAGUUUGAAUUCGAAUCCGUACGCGAACAUGUAUCAGCAACAGCAAAUGCCACCGCAUGUGUAUCCGCCUGGUCCGACAUUUACGAAUCAACAAAUGAAUUUCCUUCCCCCGAUGAAUGGACCAAUGCCGCCACAGAUGCAUCCGUCAACGCAUGCAAAUAUGUACCCGCACAUGGCUCCGCCACAUAUGCCAUUAAACACGGAUGCACAAAUGAACUCCAUCGCGAAUCUAUAUCUCUAUCCCUACUAUGAUCCAUACAUGAACAACGCGUACUUAUAUCCGAACAUGGAUCCUAAUAUGCAGCCUAAUCACCCGAACCCUCACUGGCAGCCACCACCCAUGAAUCAUCAUUCAUUCUGUGCACAUCCAUUUCGAGCUCCACCUUCAAUGGGCAGACCGAUGCUUUAUCCAGAUCCUGGGUUGAACGCUAGUGGUCACCGUUUUGGUUACCGUUCCAGCCACGGCCACGGCACCGGUCAGUUCCACUUCCACGGCCAUGGGCAACCACACGGCCACUGCCACGGCCACGGCCCCUUUAAUGGAGAACCGACCAGACAUGGAUCAUACAGCGGACAUUCCACCUACAAGAAACGCGACCACCAUCGCCAACGCUGCCAAACGCCACCUAACCCACCUGUGGAACAAGACCCCACCGCGGAUUUGACUUCCGAAGCGAAUUCGGAUUCGGACACCGUAGUGGGAGUAGAACCAAUGUUGGAUGGCGAGGUAACUCUAAAACUACGGAUGUCCGACAACGUUGAGAUCAUAGAGCAAGUUAACUGCACCGCCAUAGUGGAAAUCGCUGCCGGGGCCAGCGAAAGCGCAGGGUCGGAUGGGAUCUGCCCAGGAUCUUUCAGUGGGGUGACAAUCCAGCAAAUUCCUGUCAGUAAUACCAAUCACCAGAUCGGCGACAACGUGAGCCCGAGCAAAGACACCAACGAGAAGAGUUCUGUUUGUGCCUCCGACAACAAUAAGCCAACAGACCAGCAGACGCAGGCCGAAGGAGAGUCUCGCAGCCAGGAAGAUAACCCUGCCAACGUGGGUCUCGAUGGUACACGGUUCAUGGGCUACGCCGUACACACCGUCGGUGAGGACGACAACUCGGAAGAAUCUAAUCCCCCCCCGCGGGCCACUCUUGCCAGCCGAGCGAACGGUCCCGUACCACUUGAGCCGAUCUCUGUACCGACGAACAACACAGGGCACGACUCUCCUCAGAUGGAGCAAUCCAAUCGGAAUAUGCUGCCCUGCGCCAAUGUGCCGCCGACCGUCAUUGAUGAGCUGCAAUCAUCACCGACCCAGGUGGCCGGGUCCGUUGUUCCGCCAAGACUUGUGAGCGGUGAGGACUCUGUAGCUGGAGAAAGUAUGGGGACUCGCCCGCCAACAUGGCCCUCUCCUCCUACUUUGGAUCGCAGCGAGGAGUUCAUCGGCCCCAGCUUUGGGGGCAUCAAUUUCCCCAUACACGACAAUAAUCCACGCAGAAUUAGCUCAACUGCCACCACAGAAGGCGACUGCAUCAACAUACUCAGCAAUCUGCGAAACUUGAACUACCUGCCCGAUCCAAACGAUACCAUUACCAGCAAUCAGAAUGAAAAUCGACAUGUGGGAUCGAACAUUAAUUAUACUUCGGAUCCAAUGCCGCCGACCGUCAUUGAAGAGCCGCAAUCAUCACCGACCCAGGUGGCCGGGUCCGUUGUUCCGCCAAGACUAGUGAGCGGUCAGGACACUGUAGCUGGAGAAAGUAUGGGGACUCGCCCGCCAACAUGGCCCUCUCCUCCAACUUUGGAUCGCAGCGAGGAGUUCAUCGGCCCCAGCUUUGGGGGCAUCAAUUUCCCCAUACACGACAAUAAUCCACGCAGAAUUAGCUCAACUGCCACCACAGAAGGCGACUGCAUCAACAUACUCAGCAAUCUGCGAAACUUGAACUACCUGCCCGAUCCAAACGAUACCAUUACCAGCAAUCAGAAUGAAAAUCGACAUGUGGGAUCGAACAUUAAUUAUACUUCGGAUCCAAUGCCGCCGACCGUCAUUGAAGAGCCGCAAUCAUCACCGACCCAGGUGGCCGGGUCCGUUGUUCCGCCAAGACUAGUGAGCGGUCAGGACACUGUAGCUGGAGAAAGUAUGGGGACUCGCCCGCCAACAUGGCCCUCUCCUCCAACUUUGGAUCGCAGCGAGGAGUUCAUCGGCCCCAGCUUUGGGGGCAUCAAUUUCCCCAUACACGACAAUAAUCCACGCAGAAUUAGCUCAACUGCCACCACAGAAGGCGACUGCAUCAACAUACUCAGCAAUCUGCGAAACUUGAACUACCUGCCCGAUCCCAACGAUAACAUUACCAGCAAUCAGAAUGAAAAUCGACAUGUGGGAUCGAACAUUAAUUAUACUUCGGAUCCAAUGCAGAUGCCGUCCUCGAUGCUUUUGCCGAUUACAACUUCCAAUUCCAACAUGUUCAUGCGGGCCCCGCAAAACACCAGUCCCAUAAAUCGUAUGAUGCGGAUGCCGCUUCCAACACCAACUGCUGACUCCAAUGUCAUGCGAUUAAAUAAUAUGAUGCCGACGCUGAUGCCUAUGCCCCGUCCAAUGGAAAUUUCUGAAACUGAUCUCAGCGCCGUUUUCAUGCAGCCGAGUAGUCUGCUGAUACCGAGGCCAAUACCGGCUCCGAUGCCCACUCCCGAGUCCAAUGACAUGGUGAUAGAUGAAUUGUCCAUGAUCCCGCUUCCGCUUCCGAAUCCCCAAUCCCAUAUCGUUGUGUCCGAUAGUACAGGCGAGAGAGAAUUAUUCGUGCAAGCCACAAGAAGCCUUCCGCUUCCCAUGCUUAGUUCCACUCACAAUGUCAUGGCGAUCCCGGAUAAUGAUCGUGGCGCAAGCAACGAUGCCGUGCAACCCGAUAUCUCUACGAAUCCUUCGAUUUCAAUACCAGUACCGCCCCACAUGCCUCUUCCCAGGCCCAUUGGCAUGUUAAUGCCUGAAACGGAUCGUAGCGAAAAUAACAACGUGUUCAUGGAUGCCGAGAUGCCACUACCGUUUUUGAUUCCACCACGUAAUGGAAUGGGGAUGCCAUUGCGUCCGGAUCGGUCGCCUAUGCGUCGGAUCUUCUACCAAAUGGCGCACAACCUAAAUAUUUUGAAUUUGAACGGGACUGUGCAACCUCCCUCGAGGGAAAAUUUCAACAUAAACUUUGGCUUUGGCUUGAGUCUGGGAUUGCCAUUGGAUAUGGACGUAGGUGUGCCGCCUCCUGACCUGAUGCCAGAAAUUAUACCCAAUCUGAACGAGACGUUAUCCAUCGAAGGAGGAGAAGCAAUCGUAAUUCCAGAUAUCGACGUACCAAUCGCCCCCGCAACAGAAUCUUCAGUCAAUUCUACCCAUCUUGACCCAAUGCUCCUGCCGGUGUUUGAAGAGGAGCAGAGUGGUAGUGAUCCAUCCUCAAGUGACGAGAUCAUCUUAAGCACAGAGUCCUCGCCCAGAACCAUAUCUUCUAGCUGGACGACUGAGGAAGAACGAUCCAUCACCGGCACAGAAUACCUGGAUAUCAACGGGCCCACCAAUACCAAAACAGAAUCCCCAGUGAACAACACUACUGACAGCCCAAUAGACCAGACGCUUGGGGGAGAUCAUUACAGCAUUGAUCAUGGUGCCAGUAAGGAGUCAGCAGAGCACAGCCAUAUUGGUGAACACUUCAGGGAGAACUCAACUGCAAUGGGUAUGGCGUUGCAGCAAAAGGAUAGCAACAUUGUUCCGGAUUUAACGCUAAUGCCUUCGACGACGGAAGAAUAUAGGAGCAGCAUUGAUCAGGACUUGACAUUAGUGCCUCCGACGAUUGAAGUAUAUGGUAGCAGCGUUGAUCAGGACUUGACUCUAAUGCCUUCGACGACAGGAGAAGAUGGAUGCAGCAUUGUUCUGGACUUGACAUUAGUGCCUUUGACGAUUGAAGUAGAUGGAAGGAGCAUUGAGCAGGUCUUGACAUUAGUGCCUUCGACGACGGAAGAAGAGGGGUGCAAAAUUGAUCAGGACUUGACAUUAGUGCCUUCGACGACGGAAGAAGAUGGGAGCAGCAUUGAUCUGAACAUGACAUUAGUGCCUUCGACGAUGGAAGAAGAUGGGAGCAGCACUGAUCAGGACUUAGCAUUAGUGCCUUCGACGACAGAAGAAGAGGGGUGCAAAAUUGAUCAGGACUUGACAUUAGUGACUUCGACGACGGAAGAAGAGGAGUGCAACACUGAUAUUGACGAACCCAUCGCCACCGCAACCACAGUUGACGGGACCAUUUACAACCCAUCUCUUUUCAACGGAUCCAUGAUAAGCACAGAAUCCACGUUUAGUCCCACCUUUUGUAGCAGGACGACUGGGCAUGGGCCCACCGAUACCAGAACAGAAUCCCCAGUGGAUAUCACUACUGACAGCCCAAUAGAACAGACGAUUGGGGGAGAUCAUUACAGCAUUGAUCAAGCCGCCAGUGAGGAGUCAGCCGAGCAAAGCCAUAUUGAUGAACACUCCAGGGAGAACUCAAUACCGAUGGGUCUAGCGUUGCAGGAAGAGGAUAGCAACAUUGCUCUGGACUUGACUCGAAUGCCUUCGAAGACGGAAGAAUAUGGCAGCAGUAUUGACGAAUCCUCAAGCGAGAGGUUUACUCCACCGGUAGAAAAUACCAACAUGGAUCAAGCAGUAAUUGGAAACUGCACUCAAGACUCCACAGAGGAUUCCGCGGCUAAAAAAGAUAUCGCAUCCCAGUAAAGACACGUCUAAACAAACACUAACAUCUACAGACUGAACAACAAAGCGAGCUUACUAAAGCGGGUUACUAUAUUUUUAAGUUUAUUUUCAAAAUUUGUUUGUAGUUUUUAUAUCUCCAUUUGGACUCGUACCACAAUAUGCCUUUUUAUCUGGUGCACUAUCCACCAUAGCGAGCAAAAACAAGCGAGAUCAGAUAGAUCCAACCUUUGAGACUGGCACCAGGGACCUGAUCCACAAUCGACACUCA